CCCUCCUUUUGUCCGGCGUGUGUUUCCAGUUUCUUUUGGGUGGCAACACUGACAGUGGCAGCUGCUGCUAAGCCGAACGACGUCGUCAGUCUCCAAAACCGAAACACAUUUAUAUUUUUGUAUUAGAUUAAUACUACACAUGUUCUACCGUUCAAUUUUUCUCCUCCUCUUCCUCUUCCAAACUCGUUGACUCACUUCUUAUCUCAUUCACUUGGACGCAACAGAGUUCCACCUUCCCUCAGGUGGUUCAAAUUAGUGCGAUAAGUUUGAAGAAAGGUCCUUGGCCCUUUAGUUUUGUUGAAGCAAGUCAAGCAACUUUAACCAUGCUUUGACCCUCACUUAAACAUGGCUCAACAGUAUGUGCAAGUUAAUGCGAUACAAUUUCCAAUUGGCAAAACAGACAUCAAACUGACACUUAAGCUGAAGUUCUCGUUUCUUUCCUAAAUAAAUGGAGCUCAAUGAAGAUCCUGGACCAAUUGAUAAUUAUGUACUUUAUGAUCAAGAGAAUCAUGUUUCUUCAGCAGUUUGGGAUGGACAUGAGCGUGGUGUACUUAGAUGCCACGAACACACUUCAAUGCUUGAUCAGUGGAAGCUCACACCUAAACAGAUUAAAUUGGUUGAGAAGGCUGGUUUUGGUUACUUACGAUCACUUCCUGCUAUGAGUCUUGACAAUGCACUGAUAGCAGCUUUGGUUGAGCGGUGGAGGAGAGAAACAAAUACCUUCCACUUCACUGUUGGAGAAUUGACAAUAACCCUUGAAGAUGUAUCACUAUUACUUGGAUUGGCUAUUGAUGGAGAACCUGUGAUAGGACCAAUAAGUGCACCAAGUUCAGUUUGUGAAAAAUUACUAGGGAGAGUACCAGAGGACCUGAAUGGUGGAAUGGUGAAGCUUACUUGGCUGAAGGAAUUCUUUUCUGAGUGUCCUGAAGAUGCAUCACUGGAGGAAACUGAGCGCUGUACUCGUGCUUACCUUCUAUACCUAGUAGGCAGCACAAUAUUUUCUACAACAACAGGGAACAAAGUCCCUGUUAUGUACCUUUCUCUGUUUGAAGACUUUGAUAAGGCUGGGAAGUUCGCUUGGGGUGCAGGAGCAUUGGCAUUUUUAUAUAGAGCACUUGGCAAUGCAUCCCUUAAGUCUCAAAGCACUAUUAGUGGCUGUUUAACUCUAGUACAGUGCUGGAGUUAUUCUCGCCUCAAUGUUGGACAACCAAAAUUUAAUCAAGAACCUGAUAAUAAUUGCUUUCCCUUUGUACUUAAAUGGAAAGGGAAAAGUGGUUCUAGGACGAAAUGUAAUGUAGUGUCCUACAGAAAGGCUCUGGACUCCCUUAAUCCAUGUGAUGUCCAGUGGCUACCUUACAAGGACAUGGAGUGUACAGCCAUACCAGAAGAUAUAAAAGCUAGUCUAAUUUUACGGGCAUCUAGGACUAUGCUAUUGUGUUUUGACAAGGCAGAAAGGCACCUUCCUGAUCGUUGCUUAAGGCAAUUUGGCAUGCAUCAAACUAUCCCAAAAGACGUGGAACGAUGGGAAAGGAAGAGUCGUAUAGUGGAUCAUGGGGUAGACCUGAUGGGAAAGAUGGACUUGGCUCUCAAAGAGUGGUCAGAACGUUGGGUUCAUAUUGUUGAAGGUGGUGACGUUGCAGAUGAGGGUGAGUACAUGCAGUGGUAUCAGAAGAUUACGCGAAAAUAUAUCGGGAGAGUCACAUCAUCCCUGGAGUCAGAGUAUCAAAGAACAGUUACUGCUAUGAGGGAAAUUGCAAAUAUUGCUGAUAUAGUCUCAGCAGAAGGGUUGGAUUCUUAUAAUAGAGAAUUACUUGAUGAAGUGAAAAGUAUUGUGCACAAAUGUUUAACAGAGCAGUUUGAAGAAAUGCCAAAUGAGAAAGUGAAAAAGAAGGGUAACAGGAAACGAAGGCAUAAGGACCACCUGAGUAUGGACUACGAAUAACACCAGAUUAGAGCAGUCCGAAGCUAAUUCUGACCUUACCAUACUGAUAUUUAUAACUCAAGGUUGGUAAAGGACAAAGGUAGAUAAUCAAUUG
This is a messenger RNA of Cajanus cajan (pigeon pea), 2036 nucleotides long. Its product is annotated as protein MAIN-LIKE 2. The record is from RefSeq and is a predicted model, not a curated record. NCBI's taxonomy places the organism in Eukaryota, Viridiplantae, Streptophyta, Magnoliopsida, Fabales, Fabaceae. Gene Ontology annotation, biological process: meristem development; meristem maintenance.